UUCGAUACUGGCUCGAGCGACUUUUUCCUCCCGGACCCCUCUUGCUUUGACUGUGGUAGUCAUCACACCUACGACCCGUCCCAAUCCUCCACGUCCACUUACCUGGGAAAUGAUUUCUUCUUGUCCUAUGGAGAUGGUUCGGAGAGUUUUGGCAUGCAGUACAAUGACGCUGUAUCAGUCAGUGGUCUGACAGUCCAAGUCCAGACUUUGGGUGCAGCCGUUUCUUACUCGGUCGGAUUUGAGCGUAUGGUUCCGGACGGUCUCAUGGGUCUCGCUUGGCCCCAAUUAUCUGACUUCCCUGCGACACCCUUUAUUUUCAACCUCUACGACCAAGGCACUCUCUCUUCUAAUUCAUUCUCAUUCAAGCUCGCAGAAUCUGGGUCCAGUCUCUUCAUUGGCGGUGCAGACUCGUCCCUGUAUACAGGCAGCUUCUCUUAUACCCCAGUCACCGAGCAAGGCUUUUGGCAGGUGACAGCCGACGCACUCCUGAUUGGGGAUACCGUAAUCGCAAAUGACCAAGAUUCGGUAGUUGAUUCUGGAACCACACUCGUAAUCGUCGAUCCUAUCACUGCCGGCUUACUGUACUCGAACAUUCCUGGAGCCCAGAAGGACUCGUCUGUCGGACGCGGGAUUUAUACCAUGCCGUGCGAUAAUGUCCCGAGCAAUGUCAAAAUCAUCUUUGCCGGCCAGACGGUCACCAUUCCGCCCGAUGUCUUCAACUUUGGUCCACUCUCCCAGGGUUCGACGACGUGUAUUGGUGGCGUGGCGGCUGGCAAAUUCGGGUUCUGGAUUCUGGGCGACGUCUUCAUGCGCAAUGUCUAUACCCAAUUCGACAUGGAGAACUACCAGGUCGGCAUCGCAGCUCUGGCUUAG
Molecule: messenger RNA, 873 nt
Organism: Dacryopinax primogenitus
Lineage: Eukaryota; Fungi; Basidiomycota; Dacrymycetes; Dacrymycetales; Dacrymycetaceae
Product: acid protease
Exons: 5
Biological process (GO): proteolysis
Molecular function (GO): aspartic-type endopeptidase activity
Source: RefSeq, a predicted model, not a curated record